UGGCUGGUGACGCAGAGAGCUGAGUGUUCAGAGUGACGGAGAAGUGCGUGGACGCCAGAGCUCAGCAGCAGGGUAGAGUAAGCUGUAGUACACUAGUAUGCAAUUGGAAAAGCUUUGGACUUGGAAUUAUAUUAAGACAGCUUUUCCGGAUAGGACACCAUCCCCACGCUGCAGGAGAUGUACAGAUAAUAAGGAGAUAAUGGCACGGGUUUGAACCAUGUAAUAGGCCUCUUUCUCUCCAAAUCGCGAGAGGUGAGUUUUUGGUUUGUUGGGCUCGGGUACAGAGUGACAGCUGCUCCCAGCUCACACCCCGGACACUUGUCUCCGAGCUUGGAGACAAGCUGUAGAAGAAGUUAGAGCCCCCCAUUCAAAAAACUUGAGCUCUGAGAAAAUGGUGAGCUGUGCACAUACAAGCUGGAAUGACUAACAUGAGUAGAAGGUGCAACUGCUGAUCAAAUCGCACAUGAAGCAAUAAUUUGAGAACCCACAACUGACAAAAUGAGGAUUUUAAGGGCUUUAAUGAGCAGCGCAUCCAUCGGGAAACUUGUUGAUCACUACUCCAGGUUUUCGCCCUCACCCCUAUCAAUGAAACAGUUCAUCGAUUUUGGUUCUGAAAAUGCAUGUGAGAAGACCUCGUUCAGGUUCCUCAGAGAGGAGCUGCCUGUUAGAUUGGCCAACAUUAUGAAAGAGAUUAACCUGCUGCCGGAUAACUUGCUCAGGACGCCUUCAGUGGGCCUGGUGCAGAGCUGGUACAUCCAAAGUCUCCUAGAUAUACUAGAAUUCAAAGAGCAAAAUGCAAACAGUGAAAAAGUAAUUUCUGAUUUCACCGGCGCAGUGAUCAAGAUCCUCAGCAGGCAUAAUGAUGUGGUUCCCACAAUGGCACAGGGAGUGGUAGAGUACAAGGAAGCAUAUGGUACUGAUCAUAUAACAAGCCUUAACAUGCAAUACUUCCUGGAUCGCUUUUACAUGAGCAGGAUUUCCAUCAGAAUGCUCCUUAACCAGCACACACUGCUUUUCGGAGGGAAGGUGCAGGUGAACCCAGCUCAUCCUAAACAAAUAGGCAGUAUUGAUCCUUGCUGUUGUGUCACUGAUGUGAUUAAAGAUGCAUAUGAAAACGCUCGAGACUUAUGCGACCGAUACUACAUGAACUCGCCAGAAUUAAAACUAGAAGAAUUCAAUGGUAAAGAACCCAGCAAGCCCAUAACUGUGGUUUAUGUGCCAUCUCAUUUGUAUCACAUGGUGUUUGAACUGUUUAAGAAUGCCAUGCGAGCGACCAUGGAGUUGUACGGUGACACUACGGAGUAUCCUCCAGUUCAUGUUAAGGUCAUCCUGGGUGAUGAAGAUCUCACUGUGAAGGUCAGUGAUCUUGGAGGUGGGGUACCACUCAGGAAGAUUGACAGGUUGUUCACCUACACAUACUCCACUGCUCCAAAGCCUCGAAUGGACACGUCCCGUGCAGCACCACUAGCUGGUUAUGGCUACGGCUUGCCAAUCUCCAGACUGUAUGCCAGGUACUUCCAGGGGGAACUGCAGCUAUACUCCAUGGAGGGUCAUGGCACGGAUGCCAUUAUAUACAUCAGAGCACUUUCUACAGAAUCCAUCGAAAGGCUUCCGGUAUAUAACAAAUCAGCAUGGAAACAUUACAAGGCCAUCCAUGAGGCAGAUGACUGGUGUGUGCCAAGCAAAGAGCCCAAAGACAUGAGCACCUUCCGCAUCAUAUAGACAUUUGGCACCAAAGGCAGGACGUACAAUGUGUGUUGAGAUUAUGAGAUUGAAUGUACAGCAGGAUCGUUUCUAGAAAAAAAUGUAACUGCUAAAUGAUUUUUUUUUUUUUUUUUACUUUACACUGAUUGUAAACUGUAUUGUGAAUCAGCUCAUAUGAGCUAUUAAGCAUCUAGUGUUAGAUCUCAGUGAGAUCUUGUAUUAGUCUGAUUGAGGUGUUUGGGUGUCUAUUGGUUACAUGUUGUGUGUUAAAAAACAAAUCUGCAAUUAUAUAUAUAUAAGUGUCAGUGCUUAUCUCAUAAAUGUUAUUACAAAUUUAACUAUGAUAACAUUAUGAAUAAUUGGAGCCUUUACUGGCUUGCUGACAGAUGUAAUGAUGGCAGUAGCUAAUUACUAUACCAUAUUAUAACAUGGGUGGAUGUCAGGAAUGCACUCAUGCACCAGGGGGGGAAAAAAAAAAGGGAAAAUAAAUUUAUUAUUGCUGCUCAUACACUCAUACCAGAGAAAUAACUGGAUAUUAAACUUUCCUCAUGGUCUGACAAAAUCCUGCAUUGAAACAAUAAAAAUCCUUUUAUACAGGAA
Silurus meridionalis is the source of this 2304-nucleotide messenger RNA. RefSeq names its product pyruvate dehydrogenase kinase, isozyme 1 (gene pdk1). Lineage: Eukaryota; Metazoa; Chordata; Actinopteri; Siluriformes; Siluridae. Gene Ontology annotation, cellular component: mitochondrion. Gene Ontology annotation, biological process: regulation of glucose metabolic process; protein phosphorylation. Gene Ontology annotation, molecular function: pyruvate dehydrogenase (acetyl-transferring) kinase activity. The record is from RefSeq and is a predicted model, not a curated record. Bases 499 to 1722 code for a protein of 407 amino acids. The transcript is spliced from 11 exons.